GAUGGGAAAUCAGCCCACCAAGCACACUGCAGCAAAGCCCAAGAAGGCAGUGCACUGGAAAUCGGCAGAACCACCGGCGCCACCUGGAAAGCCGGCACUUGUUCCAGGCUCACCAUCUUCGGCACCUGACAUCGUAACCAUCCGCUGGAGUCGUCCUGCCACCGAUGGAGGCUCACCAAUACUCGGAUACGUGGUGGAACAGAGGCGGACCGGUUCACCACACUGGGUCCGCACCUGUCCAUCGCUCGUGCAGCAGACAGAACUGUCACUGAGCGGGCUGGAACCUGGCUGGCGGUAUCAGUUCCGUGUGAUGGCCGAAAACAUUGUCGGACGGUCGGAAAGCAGUGAACUGUCCGAUCCGCUAACUGUCACCCUGCAAAGGAAUGCCAUCUCGGCGCCCCGCUUCGUCCACGAGCUGUUCGAUGGGACCGCCGUCGAGAACGAGAAGGUAGAGUUCCGUGUGCAGGUGGUUGGUACACCAGCACCCCAAAUCAGCUGGUUUAAGGAUGGAUUCGAAAUCUACAGCAGUCGGCGGGCGAGGAUCGUCACCGAGGCCGACGUCAGCGUACUCGUCAUCCAUCAAGCAGCACUAACGGACGAGGGUGAGAUCAAGUGUGCGGCCACGAACCGUGCCGGGCAUACGGUAACCCGUUGUCAUCUCACUAUCGACGCGUAUCCGAAAAUACGCUUGCCACGUCAGUACGAAGAUGGUCUGCUUAUCGAGGCGGAGGAGGUCGUGCGUAUGAAGGUGGGUCUGGCAGGACGUCCGCCACCUUCCGUCGAGUGGAGCCACAACGGUGAGCCGUUGGAGAAUGAUGACCGACAUGAGAUUGUCACCACGGAUAAGAACUCAACGCUCAAGAUAACCAGCACAAAGCGUGCCGAUCGUGGAGAAUAUCACAUCCGCGCACUCAACAAGUUGGGGGAAGAUAAUGCAUCCUUCCUGGUGACAGUAACAGCUCGCCCAGAGCCUCCCGGACGUGUAACGGUGGCAAUCUCGUACGGGAAAACUGCCACACUCAGCUGGUCCGCACCGGAAGACGAUGGUGGAUGCAAGAUAGGGAACUACAUCGUUGAGUACUAUCGGGUCGGUUGGGACGUGUGGCUUAAGGCGGCCACCUGCCGUCAGCUCACCGCCACCCUGAGUGAUCUGAUCGAAGGCUCACAGUAUCGGUUUCGUGUGAAGGCAGAGAAUCCGUACGGAUUGAGUGAUCCUAGUGAGGAAUCGGACAUUCUGUUUGUGCCUGAUCCGAAGCGUGGUAUUACAGACGCCUCAAAAAUGCAACACCAACCAUCCACUUUGCCACGCAAGCGACGCGAUAAUUCUCAAUCACCGCUUCGGGAAACAACCUCUAGACCCAAGAAAGCUUUUACGCCGGAACCUUACGGACGGGAUGAAAUUAUGCGCGAGAUGUCGUAUGGCACUCCGCUCGAUCUGGGAAUUGGUCAUGGCUACGCUAGUAACGCGUCACCUGUUCCAGCUUUGGUCGUUACGGAACCAGCCCCACUAGCCGAACCAGAAUCAGAGUCGGAAUCCAUUGGUCCCGCAACGACGAAUGUGGGUCGUACCUCAACCGUUAGCACACAGCAAUCGUCCCUGAAGGCGAUGCAAAAGUUCUCCAAAGAACCUAGCCCACUCUCGUUGAAGCUAUCGGAUCGAGAUCUGUCGUCGAACGGUAAUAGCUCCGAUCAGAUGGGAUCUGGCUCGGUAAGCGGCGCCGAAGCUCAAUCCAACCAGCAGCCAAGCCAAAAAGCGGCCAUCCACAACAGCUCGGAGUUCAUGUUGGUCCUCUACAACGAGCAAGAAGCGAAGAAAUCCACACCAAGCAACAGCACCGCCGAUGGGUUAGCAACUACUGGAUCCGUACCAUCGGGUGCAGUGAAAUCGCCUUGGUUUCGUUGGAGGUUUCAGAAAGAUAGGUACUUCCUCGAAAAACUUCUUACACGACGAGGUUACCCGGGUGUGGUAUCACGCAUGUCGUUGCGAUGCUCGCGAACCGGGCCCGGUAAGCAGUUCAUCCCUGGCCGUAGAGAAGUCUUCAGCAUACUGCUAGGUAAUUCUACCUUCGACUUUGAGCUGGAUGAGCUGGUGGCUCCUCCACCGCCCCUAUCACUAUCUGCACCGGAGCUUAACGUGGAACCUCCGCCUGCACCAACCAUGCGUGUUGGUGUUAGUUCGACGGAACUGCUCUACGAACGUGCUAUGGCACGUUUCUAUCAAGCCGUGGCUUACGAAGAAUCAGAAAACCAGCGUAAAGAAGCAGAACAGGAACAGGCCAUCCGACGCCGCCAAGCCGCUGUCCAAGAGCAAACGCAAGAAGAGAAGAGUAAUGUCACAACCACAACCGUCAGCAACAGAUUGGCCGAUCGUAGAAGUAGCCUCCGGAAGCGUCUCUCGGGGGAUAAGGAUUCGAUCGUAAAGCAGUCCAGCUUCGAGCAGGACCAAGUUCUAUCACAGCCGCAGAACCAAUCUCAACAACAGCAGCAGCUUUCACAUUCCACCCUAGCUGAGGACACGAUCGAUGAAGAACCGGCGCAAGGUGUGGAUCAGACCGAAUCAUUUACGUCUCAGCCUGUCGGAUACUCCGAAGAGGAAGAGUCCGCUUCAUCCUCGAUGAGCUCAAUGAUUGAGGAGCUGAAGAGACGUGAACAGCAGCAGAAAUUGCUCGAACAGCAGGUUCUCGUGCUGCCGAAACGACGCGGCUUUAUGGAUGAUGAUGAAACAGACGAAGAACCGUACCAUCCCGGUGGCGAACGCAUGAGAUCACCGUAUCGUAAUCCAGAUCCAAGUCAGGCGAUUGAGAUCCUCACCAAACCGAUGCCCCUGCCGGAUCCCAACUUUGUACCGAAACCUAUCCUCAAACGACCUUCGACGGAGGUACUGGCAAAGGCAGAACAAGUCGCUAGUAAACAAUCGAACAGUAAUCUCCAAAUCGGUCCACCGCAAGCUCCAAAGCAACCAACUCCGGAGCGAGAGAAAUCUCCUGCAAAAACACCUACUCCACCUCGCAAGAUAGAAGAAGCGCCACAACCGGUAGAGCCGAAGCAGGAAUCCAAACCGGAAAUAGAGUAUCCUCUUUCCCAGAAGCAAGCACCAGAGGGACAAGAGAUCGAGCGAGCGAUCGUCUCCGAAGCAGCUCGUCAGCGACGUCUCGAGUCACGUCAGAACUCCAUCGAAGAGUCACGUGCGGUGGCCGAUUUUUAUAGCGAUAUGGUACAACAGAUCGAAAGCUCAAAGAAACCUCGCAAACUGCCGCUCUACAUGAGCCCUGAUGAGGUACGCCGGCUGAAUGAGCGUGAAUACUCACGAAACUCUUCACGAGCCGGUUCGCGAUCACCACUCCCACCGGAAGAUGCGCAUCUAAUGCGUGGCCGUACUUCAAGAUCACCCUCGCUAUCUUCCGACCAUCCGAUGGUUGUACAGCGCGGCAGUAGACCAGCCCGGGAGAGCAAGAUCUUGAGACAACGAUCGGCUUCAAUUGAAAGUGACGCCACCCCUAGACCACCUUCCGUCACGAGAGACACUGUCGGCAGUCCGGUGCAGGUGCGGGACGAAGAAAAUGGACGUGUCAGUAGACCGACCGACAAGAAACGAGGUACGGGAGUAACUGGCGCAGCGGUUAGAAAUCGAUCACGAUCAAAUUCAGCCAUUAGAGCCGGGGCACAGAAUACAGCAGCGCCAUCUAAAGUGCCAUCAACAGUGGCUGCUGCUCCUUUGGCGAAUAUAAAUGCCCGCAGCCUCUCCAAACAGCAACCUACUCCAGAACCUGCCGAACCGGAGUUACCAAAAUCCAAUCCCACCAUCCAACCCGCUUCCGAUGCCGCCGAACCGGAGCCAAAGGUUCCGAUCGUCAAGGAGGAGGAAGAUAUGAAGCCUACCAUAUCUUACCUGACAGAUGUGGCUCUGUUUGUGAUUGCUUGCUGGUUGUAUUUGUUCAAGAAUCCCAAACUAGCCAUCCCUGUCAUCCUGCUGAUCAUGUAUCGACACAUCCGGGAGGCGGUCAAGGACAAGAUUCCUGCCUGGAUGCGACGAACAGAGGCGACGACCAGCUGA
Molecule: messenger RNA, 4054 nt
Organism: Anopheles maculipalpis
Lineage: Eukaryota; Metazoa; Arthropoda; Insecta; Diptera; Culicidae
Product: titin-like
Exons: 4
Coding region: 2-4054 (1350 amino acids)
Molecular function (GO): protein binding
Source: RefSeq, a predicted model, not a curated record